Messenger RNA from Pseudophryne corroboree (corroboree frog), 1794 nucleotides. It is a transcript of the gene NRAS, whose product is annotated as NRAS proto-oncogene, GTPase. The record is from RefSeq and is a predicted model, not a curated record. The transcript has 6 exons. The coding region runs from base 222 to 791 and encodes 189 amino acids. Gene Ontology annotation, cellular component: plasma membrane. Gene Ontology annotation, biological process: Ras protein signal transduction. NCBI's taxonomy places the organism in Eukaryota, Metazoa, Chordata, Amphibia, Anura, Myobatrachidae. Gene Ontology annotation, molecular function: GTP binding; GTPase activity; GDP binding.
CGCAGCCGGAGGUCUCGCGAGUGUUGGAGGGUUGCGUGCCUGCUGUCGAGAUGCGGAAGCGGCCGCUGGGAGGAGGGGGCAGGGGCGCUGGCUGCGCCCGGACAGAGGGGAACUAACUCCUGACGAAGAACGCUGGAAGGUGGGGAGCAGAGGAAGGGCCGGUGCAUGGAUCUUGAGGGGCGGCGCGACUACAUAGUGCCGAAGGGACUCAUACUUCAGAAAUGACGGAAUACAAGCUGGUGGUGGUGGGAGCCGGAGGUGUUGGGAAAAGUGCCUUAACAAUACAACUUAUACAGAAUCAUUUUGUAGAUGAAUAUGAUCCUACAAUAGAGGACUCCUACAGGAAGCAAGUGGUGAUUGAUGGCGAGACCUGCCUGCUGGAUAUCUUGGAUACUGCAGGGCAAGAGGAGUACAGUGCCAUGCGUGACCAAUAUAUGCGAACCGGGGAAGGUUUCCUAUGCGUAUUUGCAAUCAACAAUAGCAAAUCAUUUGCCGAUAUCAAUUCGUACAGGGAGCAAAUAAAAAGAGUAAAAGACUCAGAUGAUGUUCCUAUGGUACUUGUUGGUAACAAAUGCGAUCUGCCAACGAGGACUGUAGACACCAAGCAAGCUCAGGAGCUGGCCCGGAGUUAUGGUAUCCCUUUCAUUGAGACGUCUGCAAAAACGAGACAGGGUGUUGAAGAUGCUUUUUAUACGCUGGUUCGUGAAAUACAUCAAUACAGGAUGAAAAAACUGGACAGUAAUGAAGACAACAGCCAGGGCUGCAUUAAAUUGCCGUGCACUCUGAUGUAAUUGGAGUCUUUAUGGAAAAAGCAAAGGAGGGCUAGCUUUCUGCACCCCAGAAGACCAAAACAUAUCCACCACCUGCAUAAGAUUGUUACCACACAAACACCACUUGUCAAACUAUUUACCUCGUUUGUGGGUGGUCUCAUCACUGUGCACUUUCCACACUGCUGCUGCCACAUGAAUCAACAUGUUAAUUACACCUGCUGGAAUCACAGAGGAAUUGUCUUGGAUGCAACUAUUCACAAGUGGAUAAAGAAGAGAAUGAUGUGAAGAUGAUUCAGUGAUGCCCCUGAUCUCAAGGACUUACAUGGCUUAAUGAGCACCUCCUGCGUUGUGUGAAUAACAUUGGGUGUAGACCACUAUUUUCACUGAAAUAAUCUCUCAGAAUAUAUGGGAAAUUAUUCCUGAUGCACUGCUGUUUUUGGGCUCGUGACCUUAAAAACGAACUUUGAAUUUAAGUGCUAUUAAAGAAACCACAGCAACAAAACUCUACAGGGAACAAUGCUUUCUUCAAGUGUCUAAUGAUUCUAGCAUGACAAUAUGGCCUUUGACUUUUUGAUGGUCUGAUCUCUUGUGGUUUUCUGACUGCUUAUUAGUUAAUGUCAGUUCAAGUGCACAUUAUGAUAGGAGGACCAAAAGAAACAAUUGUUUUGCGCUAACUGUUUCAAGUGUGGGAUUAAAUGGAGUUUCAGAUAUUUUGUAGUUAUUCACCGUCUGCCUUACACUGUCUCUUGAGAAACCGCCAUCAUUGAUGGCCAUUAGUCCAUAAAAGAAUUUCGGGUUUCACAAAUAAAUUCAUUUUUAAGUGUUGAGUGAUAUCAGACUGAUUUGCUUAUGUUUGGGACAGUAUUCUACUCUACAACAUGAACUUUACAGUGUGUUGUACUUGUAUAUCUGUACAUGUGAAAUAGGUUUCAGGUGUCCUUUGACCGGACACCCUUUACAUAACAAUUCUAAGUGGCUUAAAUAAAGCCAGAAGUAAAUAAAAAUCUAUUAACUACUAAUAAAA